AAGUUCCACCACAUCAAGAUAACAAUCUGAGGAGCGCGCCGUCAACAAGACGAAACAAGAGGAGAGAUAGAGAGCAAGAGAGGGAAAACAGACAGACAAGCAAGACAAGUUAUCUACUCAGUGACAUCUACAUCAACAGAAAAAAGGCAUCGAGAUGAUUUGCAAUGGUGGUCUGGUAGCUAACGCCAUGAAUGCGUUCAACCUAGUGUUUGUGUACGGGACCUUGAAGCGAGGCCUUUACAACUCUAAAGUGAUCCGUGGUGCAAACUACAUCGGUGCAGCAAAGACGAAACCAUGCCUACCCCUCAUCACCGAUGAGUACUACGUGCCCUUCCUCCUUCAGGCACCUGGCAUGGGAUCCCAGGUCUCGGGUGAGCUGUACGCAGUGGACAACGAGAUGCUGGCGAAGCUCGACGAGCUGGAGGGUGUUCCUAAGUACUACACAAGAGAACAGGUUGAAAUCGAAGAUCUUACACUCUGCCCUCAUCAGAGGGAUACUGGUCUCAUCCACACAGCUAUGACAAUGAAGCCUUGGGUUUACAUGAUGCCAAAUCACAGGAUUACUGAGGACUUGCUUGGGAAACCCCAUCUGGAUGUUUACAGUGCGGAGAAUCAUUUCAAGCACUACAUCCCGAGGUACAUGAGGGACAAGAGCCACGUCUCGCUCAACCUACAGGGGUCAACGGCUCCUAAGAUGCCGUCGAGCAUGCCUGCAAAGAUGGGAGGGAUCCCCCACAUUCCCCAUGUGUCGUCAACCAUGGCUCAGGCUCAGCAGAUCUGAGCAUGACAUAUUUGUGUAAAUACCUUGAAUCAAUUGUAAAUAAAGCUUUAUUCGUUUG
Messenger RNA from Guillardia theta CCMP2712, 839 nucleotides. RefSeq lists its product as hypothetical. Gene Ontology annotation, molecular function: gamma-glutamylaminecyclotransferase activity. Bases 188 to 781 code for a protein of 197 amino acids. NCBI's taxonomy places the organism in Eukaryota, Cryptophyceae, Pyrenomonadales, Geminigeraceae. The transcript has a single exon. The record is from RefSeq and is a predicted model, not a curated record.